Talaromyces atroroseus is the source of this 963-nucleotide messenger RNA. RefSeq lists its product as hypothetical. Bases 1 to 963 code for a protein of 320 amino acids. NCBI's taxonomy places the organism in Eukaryota, Fungi, Ascomycota, Eurotiomycetes, Eurotiales, Trichocomaceae. The record is from RefSeq and is a predicted model, not a curated record. The transcript is spliced from 3 exons. Gene Ontology annotation, molecular function: arylformamidase activity.
AUGUCCACGCGGCCCGCAUUCGAAGCUCUUCCACUGAGUGAAGACCACCCCCCCUACUCGGCAUGGGGUCUGUAUGGUGAUGAAGAUGAAUUAGGAACUCUAAAUCUGCUAAGGCCAGAGACGGUGCUUGCCGCCAAGUCGGAGAUUGUGACAGGAGAAACUAUCAGUCUCAAUCUUCCGCUGAACAUUCCAAUCACGCCCAUGAACCCAGCAAGGGGUGCUUUUAAGCAUCGUUUUGUUGCGAAGCCCAAUUCAAAUGACGACGAACUAGACAUCAACACACAGAGCUCUAGUCAAUGGGAUGGGUUAAGACACUUACCCUACCAGGCAAGCAGGAAGUUCUACGGCGGUUUCUCUCAAGAUGAGAUUAGCGGUCCUUCACCAACGACGCGCGGAGGAGUACAUAAUCUCGCGCGCAAGGCGAUAGCGGGUAGGGGUGUGCUUCUAGACUUUCGGUCUUGGGCUGUGAAGAAUGGGAUUUCAUAUGACGCCUUUAGCACCUAUCGUAUAACCUUGGACCAGCUAUUGAAAUGUGCGGAGGAUCAGGGUACCAACUUUAGGGUCGGCGACAUUCUGCUAAUUCGGUCCGGCUGGGUCGAAGACUACCUGCAUCGGUCCGAAGAAGAGAAGAUCGCAUUGGGAGGUAAGGAAGAUCGAGCGUUUGCAGGCGUUGAAAACUCGGUGGAGGUGACCAAAUGGCACUGGGAUAUGGGGUUUGCUGCUGUAGCUGGCGACGCAAACGCUUACGAGGCCUGGCCUCCUAGCAGGACAGACCCCUUAAAGCAUGCUUUGCAUGAAAUCUUUUUAUCGGGAUGGGGUAUGCCGAUCGGCGAAUUAUGGAAUUUGGAGCAAUUGGCCGCCGAAUGCAAGCGUAAGCAGAAAUGGUCUUUCUUUUUGACCAGUCAACCGCUGGAUGUGCCGGGUGGAGUGGCCAGCCCAUGUAAUGCAAUGGCAAUUUUGUAG